AUGGAUCGUUUGCAAUGCUAUAUGAUGCAGACUGCAAUUGGAGCAAUCCUACUAGUUCAUUUGAAAGGUUCGAACUCUCUGGACGAAGGACUAGCAGGGCUUGUAGUGGUGCUAGUGUGUUUGUUUGUUAUGUCCUUUGCAUGGUCAUGGGGUCCUCUUGGUUGGUUGAUACCCAGCGAAACUUUUCCUCUGGAGAUAAGAACUUCCGGGUUUGCAUGUGCAGUGAGCUCCAACAUGCUCUUCACCUUCAUCAUUGCUCAGGCAUUCUUGUCGAUGAUGUGCCACAUGCGUGCCUUCAUAUUUUUCUUCUUUGCUGCUUGGAUAGUGGCCAUGGGGUUGUUCGUGUUAUUCCUCUUGCCCGAGACGAAGAAUGUGCCGAUUGAUGCCAUGGUUGAGAGGGUGUGGAAGCAGCACCCGGUCUGGAAGAGAUUCAUGGAUGAUUAUGAUGGUAAAGAAGACGUAAAAAAUGUUGGGAUGAUCAUAUGACGAUUGCACAGAAAAAUAUUUUCUUUUUCGCCACAAAUGUGGG
Vitis vinifera (wine grape) is the source of this 529-nucleotide messenger RNA. RefSeq names its product sugar transport protein MST4-like. Gene Ontology annotation, molecular function: carbohydrate transmembrane transporter activity. Lineage: Eukaryota; Viridiplantae; Streptophyta; Magnoliopsida; Vitales; Vitaceae. Gene Ontology annotation, biological process: transmembrane transport. The transcript has a single exon. The record is from RefSeq and is a predicted model, not a curated record. The coding region runs from base 1 to 486 and encodes 161 amino acids. Gene Ontology annotation, cellular component: membrane.